Molecule: messenger RNA, 2721 nt
Organism: Acipenser ruthenus (sterlet)
Lineage: Eukaryota; Metazoa; Chordata; Actinopteri; Acipenseriformes; Acipenseridae
Product: dnaJ homolog subfamily C member 8-like
Exons: 9
Coding region: 53-802 (249 amino acids)
Cellular component (GO): nucleus
Source: RefSeq, a predicted model, not a curated record
CCCAUGAUCACAUGGCGAGGGCGUGCAUCACGUAACACGCUUUUGAGCCAAGAUGGCGAGCACAGAGGCAGAGGCAGGGACUGCUGGAGUCGAUGGCGACGAUGCUUUCCAGACCUAUUAUAACGAGGUGAAACAGAUUGAGAAGAGAGACUCUGUUUUAACCCCGAAACAGCAGAUCGAGAGGUUAAUUAGGCCUGGCUCUUCAUAUUUUAAUCUAAAUCCUUUUGAAGUGCUGCAGCUUGAUCCUGAAGUUACAGAAGAUGAAAUAAAGAAAAGAUUUCGACAGCUGUCAAUCCUGGUCCAUCCAGAUAAAAACCAAGAUGAUCCAGACAGGGCACAGAAAGCUUUCGAAGCUGUUGAUAAAGCCUACAAGCUGCUUCUGGACCCUGAGCAGAAGAAGCGCGCCAUUGACGUGAUCCAUGCAGGGAAGGAAUAUGUGGAGCACACAAUGAAGGAAAAGAAGAAACAGCUGAAGAAAGAUGGCAAAUCAACAGUGGUGGAAGAAGAUGACCCUGAAAUGUUCAGGCAGGCAGUGUACAAACAGACUAUGAAGCUGUUUGCCGAGCUGGAGAUUAAGAGGAAGGAGAGGGAAGCCAAGGACAUGCAUGAAAGGAAACGACAAAGAGAAGAGGAGAUUGAAGCACAUGAAAAAGCCAAGCGAGACCGAGAAUGGCAGAAAAACUUUGAGGAAACUCGAGACGGACGUGUUGACAGCUGGCGGACGUUUCAGGCAAAAGGCAAGAAGAAAGAGAAGAACCGGUCAUUCCUGAAGCCGCCCAAAGUGAAGAUGGAGCAGCGAUAGGAACCUUGUUGGGCAGAGAAGGCCUUGGCCAUGAAACCAUCCAAAUGCAACCCAAGAAUGUCUCAAGAAUGCAUAGCAUUUUAUUGAAUAAAUAAAGUCUGACCCAAAUAAGAUCUUAACACUGGACAAGAUUGGACUUAAUUCCCAACUGGGCUUUAUUAUUCUGUGAGCCCACACUGGGUUAGAUGACUUGUUGUUUUGGUUUAUUCUGGCAUUAUUGGCUUACCAGGAGUCAGAUAUAAAUAGUUAAAGCGAUCAUAAGUAGAGUAUUGAACAUUUUUACAGUCCUUUCUUAAAAUAAAAUACAAUCUUUUUUUUCUUUUUGUUUUAAAUAACUAAAAAUGGAUUAGAACCCUUUACUGUGAUUAGCCUUAUAUGAUUGUUCAACAUGUAUAGGGUGAAGAUAGUCAUUUAUUCUGGGUUUUUUUGUGUGUGUGUUUUUUUUUAGUUUUUUUUAGAUGAGUGAGAGAGAUUAACAUGUUAAUAUUAUACCUUUACUAGCAGGACCUGACCACAGCUACUGCAGUAAACUAGUUGCAAGAUUAGGAUCAUUAAAACAAACACAGUUGUAUCUGCCUAUGAGGAACAGAACAUCUGCUGGGCAUGUUGCAAUGUGUGUAAAGUAUGUUCAAUUUCUAGUACUGUUAUUUACAGCGAACAGCGUUUUUAUUUUAGAACAAGUGGAAACUCCCUGAUAAUUCAGUCCUGUUUACGCUGCAUUCACACUGGGUCUGUCUCUGUCUGGCUUGUUUUGUUUCAAACAAUGUAUCAGUUUGCUUGCUGUUCACACUUAUCUGCGAGCAAAGGGACAGAGUUAGUUUGGAUGCGAGAUAAAGUUUGUCCUUUUCCAUUUUUUUUUUUUUUAUUAUUUUUUUCCAGCACCGAAUUUGUGUUCACAACAGAAGUGCACUCAGUUCCUUUAGUUAUGGUUUGUGAGACAGUAUGUUUCUUCACCUUAGGCCUACAUAGUUCUGUUUCUAUUGAAACCCUUCUCAUGUAGCCUUUUGAGUGAAUAUAUUUUACUGUUUUUGUGAGUUUUGGUGAGUUGGGCUUGGAUUUUGAUGUCUGACCAAAAUUCUAUUGGCGCUUCAGUUUCUUGCACUGUCCAUGUAGUUCCCAGAGACAUUUAGUUUUUUUGCUCUACUUGUUUCCUCAGAAUAUGAACAACUAUGCACAAAAUGUUCACUUCUGAGUCAGGUUACCUUGGGUCGUACGUUUCCUAUGUGCAAAAGGACCGAGUCUAGAAAUUGUUCACAUUGAGCUCCUCUUUAGGUGGUACGGUUUGUUUCCCAAGCGGACUUUGUUGUUCGCACUUCACACCAAAUAUACCGAACCAUACAGAAUGUAAAUCAAACCCUCUGUAUGGACCCAGUGUGAACACAGCCUUAGAGUUGCUUAUUUCACAAUGUUUCAGGAUGAUCAUAAAAUGAAUGAAUUCCCCUCCACUAAAGGAACUGAUGUAAAAGUUGUAUGUCUCCUAAAAGUCUGUGUAACCACAGUUAUAUUAAUCCUCUAAUCUGCUAAAGCAUGUUUAUUGUUUUAGCAGUAUUAGGUUAUUAGUGUUUUAACCAGGCUGCAUGUAUUGUGGCAGGACCCUGUUUUGUUAACAAUCAGACUUCUGUAGAAAUAUCUCGGUUUCCCCAAAGAAAAAACAUCCAAAUAGUUCCUCAUGAGAACAAUGAGGGCAGACCUGUGAUAAAUGACCUUGUAUUUAGUUUGAGAUUUAGUAAUGGCAGCAAGUGCUAGUGCAUUGGGUCUCGUUGCAUUACAUCUUUCCCAGAGCCCUGUAAAGUAAUGAUUUUACUGUGUGUGUUUUUUUUUAUUUUUUUUUUAUUUGUACUGUGAUGUUGACAGAUUGCUCUGUAAUGUAAUUUAUCUGACAAUAUCUUAUUAAAAGUGUUAAAACUGUCUUUCACAAA